UGAAAAUACUACACACACAAUCUGUGGCUCUAAUCACACAAGCCUUAGAUUAGGGUUUAGUGGGGGACUUGCAUGGAAGGUUCUAGAAAUUAGUUGACGAGGAUUGGUGAAGCAAUCCGUCGGUUAAGUUCGUUCUCGAUCGCUGUGGACAAUACUGUUCAAUUCGGCGUCAACUUGGCAACUUCAUGCACUUAAAAAUCCCACACCUAAUUGUGAGCUGACUAGUUAGAAGUGGGUUUUGAGCAUCUGGAGUGAAUAAUGCUGCAGCGAGACCUUUUCGAAGGGAGUUGUGUUCAGCGUCAUCUUCCGUUCAAGUGCGAAGUUGCAGAGGUAGAGAAGUUUUCGAGAAGACCCCAGUUUGUCAUAUCUUUAGGAUGAGGUGCAAGGCUUAAUGACUAGGAAUUUGUAGCCAACCCCAUUCAUGGGUUGUGAGUAGACGAGCGCGCUUCUGCUCACGCGCAGAUGUUGUCAUGCAUGCCUCGUGAUGGAACACUUGUGAAUUGUGUUUUUCUUCGAUUACAUUGUCGCCCGAAUUUGGUUUCCUGCCUGUUCGUAUUAACAGCUCUGACUUGUGGUUGGUUCAUGGGAAGGACCAUCCCGUUUUGCGGUAAUGAGUUGUGUGGCAAAUGUCUUUAAUCACUUAGGGUUAGCAAUUGAAGAUGAAACUCGUAACGCAGCUUGUUUGCUUUUGACAAGCACGGGUCAAUUGCAGGGAUGCACACGUAAAAAAGGUGCGAACAUCUCGUGUUACCGGUGGGCGAAGCGGAAGAUGGGAAUUCUGUGAGCGCAUUAAUUUCUUGAACACUUAUCCUACUACACUUGUUGGCGACUAUGUAUAUUGGCGAGCAUGUUGGUGUGGAAACGUCUUCAAAUUCUAGGAGUUCUUCAAUCGAUAAUCGCGAUAGCACGCCUGCAGCUAGCGAAGAUUCAACGUGCCCGAAGUCGGAAAAGAAAGAGGAAUUUACUUUGCAGCUUAAGGCAUCCCCGAAGACUGGACACGCUGUGGCUUCGAGGUGGACAAUUCAGAGCAAACAUUCGCAGAACAGGGCCAGUGGCGAUCACAAUGCUGUCAGGUAUUCUUUGCUGUGGAUGGCGCCAUUUUUCUCAGGAGGUGGAUAUUGCUCGGAAGCAAUCUCGUACGUAACUGCCGUGAAUGCUGGCUCCAAGGGCACCUCUAAAGUUCCAAAGCUUGGCAUCAGUCAUUAUGCAGACGCUGAAAACCUCAACUUCUGGAAGGGUUUACCAUCUGCGACACGCCAAUCUCUCUUCUCUCUCACCUCAGUUCCCAUCGACUUGGCUGGCGCCGUGGUUGUGUGUCACAGUGAACCAGGGGCAUGGUAUCCUCCCCUUUACUUAACGCCCCCAUGCCCUCCUACAGGAUACGAUGACCCUCUCUACAUCAUCGGCCGCACCAUGUUCGAGACAGAUGGCGUCACACCUGAUCACGUCCGCCGUUGCAACAGAAUGGACGAGGUUUGGGUUCCCACCCAGUUCCAUGUCGACUCCUUCAUUCGGGCUGGCGUUGCGGAAGAGAAGCUGCUCAAGGUAGUGCAGCCUGUGGACACUGUCUUUUUCAAUCCUGCCCACCUCCAACCUCUCAAACUACUAACAAGCAACCGUCUCUUUGGUUCAACCCCUAAUUCCCCAUCAAAACCUUUUGUGUUUCUUAGCAUCUUCAAGUGGGAAUACCGCAAGGGCUGGGACAUCCUGCUCUCAGCAUAUCUGCAGGAAUUUUCAGCAGACGACAACGUAGCGCUUUAUCUCCUCACUAAUCCCUAUCAUACUAACCAUGAUUUUGGAACUGUUAUUACUGAGUUUGUCUCCUCGCAUUCAAUCCCAAAGCCUCCGAGUGGCUGGCCGAACGUUUACUUGCAUGAUCAGCACAUUGCACAGUCCCAGCUUCCUGCUCUCUAUGCAGCUGCUGACUGCUUCGUCCUCCCGUCUAGAGGGGAAGGUUGGGGCCGGCCCCAUGUGGAAGCCAUGGCGAUGGAAUUGCCCGUGAUAGCAACAAACUGGUCAGGUAUGACUGAGUACAUGACAGAGCUCAAUAGCUAUCCCCUGCGGGUAGAGCGCAUGGCUGAGGUUCUGGAUGGGCCCUUUAAGGGACACCUGUGGGCAGAACCGUCGACCACAGACUUGAAGUUGUUGAUGCGCCAUGUUGUUGUGAAUCCAGAGGAAGCGAAGCGGAAGGGAAAAGUCGCGAGGUUGGACAUGGUAGCGAACUAUGCUCAAGAGGUUGUUGCUAGGAUUGUGGUGGAACAUCUGGUUCGUAUUCAGGCAAAGCUUGAUUCCGGGACUAGUUUUAACACAUCCACAUCUACGGUCACAACCGGGUAGUUUGCAAAAACAUUUAUCACCUGUGAAUCUCCUUGACACCGGCACAUGUUUCAACUUUAGUUCUUCACCAUGGAGGUCCUAGAAGCAGUUGAAGCAUUUACAAACCCUAUUGUUCCACACCAAUCCAAUUCUAAAGACGUGUUGCAAUUUAGUAACUACUUCAUGCUGGAUUGAAGUUGGAUUCACGAAAGUGCCUCAGUCGCAGCGACGAUCAUUGUUGAAGCCUGUUUGUGUAGCAGGUAAUACUGGAUUCUUUGCACUUGGACUCCAAUAGCUUGCGCGUCCAUCACUCUCCUUAUCAUUGACACAAAUCCAGUACAAUGAAGCUCUCACUCAUGUAGCAAUUUGAAGAAUGAUAUCAGUUUCAAUAUAGCAGGCCAUUUCCACAAGCGGAAGUAUUUGCGCUAAUUGUCGCAAUACUUACUGUUUAAUGAUAGAAAAAAUGCUUAAUGUUUGUGAGUGCAUGUGAUAUACAAAUCUGUACACAUUUUUUCAACUGCUUAAUUUAAACUGGUACACAGCAAUUCUGA
Molecule: messenger RNA, 2867 nt
Organism: Physcomitrium patens
Lineage: Eukaryota; Viridiplantae; Streptophyta; Bryopsida; Funariales; Funariaceae
Source: RefSeq, a predicted model, not a curated record